CACUAACACACCUUUUUCCUUUCUCUUUCAAGCAAACUACAAAUCUGAACCUUCCUCCUGAAGAUCUUGAUUCAUCUGGUGAUGACGAUGAUGCAUUCUCAGGUUCAGGUGCAGGUCCCCUGACUGACCAGUCUCGCACCUGGAGAAUCCCAGGAGAGCCAACUAAUUCCUCAUUGCUGGUAACACCAAUGGAUUUCAAUGAACAGCCAUUUCCGGGGAUUGAGAGCCGAACUGAAAAGGAAGCAGUAUCUCCUUCUGCCACUAGUAAUGUAGUGACAGAGGAGCCAGUUGUAGCUGUGAAGAACGAAGUACCCAUCCUGGGCUCACCUGAUGAGAAACCAACAAACGACGCAGUGACAACAACAGUGAGAAGCCCCACUACUCACUUUCCUUCAGUGGUUCAUGUAACUCCUUCAGAAGCCUCAGGCGUGGUCCAUGAGCUCGAACCUAAAAUCCCUAGCUCUGAUGUGCCCGACACUAAAGAUGUGCCUGAGCCUCACUCUACCGUCCAUCAUGAGGGAGACAUUGCUGCCGCCCCCACAACGACGGCUCCACAGGACGUGGUUCCUACACAUGAGGAGGUUUCUGAAGAUGGCUCUGGAGACCCGGGAGACUUCAUCUUGACUAAAGAUGAGGAUUUGGUCCCCACCCAGAACUCAGAAGUGCUGGCUGACUCCGGGAGGAAUGCCAAAGCAGCAGGAGCCUCAGGAAUUAUGGACAGAAAAGAAGUUCUUGGAGGUGUUAUUGCUGGAGGACUAGUAGGCUUGGUGUUUGCAGUGUUUCUAGUUGCAUUUAUGCUGUAUAGAAUGAAGAAAAAGGACGAAGGCAGCUAUUCACUGGAUGAACCAAAACAGUCUAACGGAGGAUACCAAAAACCACACAAACAAGAAGAAUUCUAUGCAUAAACACUGAUCUUCAGGACAUUUCUUAUUCCAUCUUUCUUGGACUCUUCUCUCCCUGCACGUGGACCUCCUAGUGUGCUUUGCAUUAAACUUAAGCCAUAUGAUCAUUGGGUUGUUUGCCCUUACCACUUUGCCAUUGGAAAUUUUAUAACUACAAAGUAGAUCUGGAUUCAUUGAACAUUCCCUGCUUUCUUGCACAACUUUUUAAUUUUUUAUUUUUUUUUUCAACAGAAGUGGGACUCCAAGUUCCUAAACUCACUUUGGUUUAUCUAAAGACUGCUGGGGCAGGCGGUGGGGAGAAGAUAAGGGAGCACUGUGUGUAUAAACCUCUUGAUAUUUAGGGAAAGGGCUAGCGAGAAUAAACAUAUAUCAGUGCUCAAAUUCUGUAUAGCAGGGAUCCUUCCUAUUUAACUCAUAAACGUGUUUUAAGUGUAACAAAUGGCUGUGCUGGGCAGAUAUUUGGUACACUGCAAUCCUCUGGCUCUUUCUAACUCUUAUUUGGAGCACUUAAUGACUAUGAAACAUCAAGCUGAAUGUGAUCUCUAGUGAAAGGAGGUGUGAGGGGCAGGGUAAGCAAAUGACUGUCACGUGGUUUAAAGUAACUUAUAUUUUGGAAAGCAUUAUCCCAUACUCAGAAUCAGUUCCGAAGCAGUUGGUGCGUACACUAAUACAAAACAAACCCCAAAACUGAAGUGGAGAGUUCAUUUCACCAAUAGCAUUGGGCUGUCCCACUACCCCCUUGCUCUCUCUAGGCUUAGGUAAGAAAUAGAUAAUUUUUUUUUUUCUGGUUUUUUUUUUUCUUUUUUUUCCAAGCAGUCUCAUCUCAGGCAUUGCCUUUUCUAAGAUGCUGACUGUAGGCUGGGCUGUCGUGCUGCAAGUCCUCUUAGCCCCGUGCUACCACGUAGUGGCCAGGUGGCCCAUGGCGUGUGGUAGCCCCUACCUCUCUGCGCACUGUUUACAGCGGUUGUCUGGGACCAUGGUCUGCUGCCUGUGCCACAGGACACCUGGGCACACAGGGGUGGGAGGCAGAAAGCAGCAGAUCGUGACUUCGCAGCUAAGGAGGAGUAGAGAAGCGUAGCAUCUGAAACAAGCCUGGUGAAGGCUGAAGUGUAGAUGGCCUUAAAUAUAGAUAAAUAUAUAUAUAUACACAACAAUUAGCGUGCUUGACUCUCACGACUCCGGAACGGUUCUUCAGAAGCUGUUCCUGCACUUUGGAGAGAAGCAGCUCCAGGGAUGUCAGACUAGUAAGGGCCGAAAAGCACCUCCUGAGGAAAGUCUGGAUGCCUGAAGCUGUUGGUGGUCAAUGUGCUGUCCGAUGUGAGGCGCCGAGGCCUCAUUGAGGGUCUGGAGUUCUCCAGAAUAUCCCAAAAUUGAGUGAGAAGAAGAGUGUGGUGUUCUGCACAAGCCUUACUUCUGCUGUGCCUUUGGUUAGCUUCUUGCGAGUUCAGUUCCUCAUCACUCAGUGCAGAAGGUAUGGGGUGGGUGGAGGAGUGUUUACAACUGAUGUAAAUAUUUGUACUGUUGAGCCAGAGGGAAUGAAUGAUUGGAGAACAUUGCAACAGUUGGGACAAAUGUUGCACAUUAAAGGUAAAACUUAAAAACCUGUGUAAUUUAAAUGAAGUAUAUAACACUCCUCGGCUGCUACGCAGCUAAAAUUGGUGCCUUCUCUGCAAACCCUAGGAAAAAUAAAAAUAAAUGCCACUUCUUGAUUCCAAACUCUUCUUUAUGCACGAGGAAAACCUGUGCAUACGUGUAGCUAGCUGUUGUUAAGUAAAGCUGCAAAGUCCAUUAAGUCUCUUUUUUUUUUUUUUUUUUUUUACUGAAUGAAUUUUUAUAGGUUAAUGCAAUGACCAGAUGGUGUUAAUUUCAGCUGUAAUUCUUUGCUUUGUAUAGGAAUGUAGAAAUGUUUGAUAGGUUUAUCUAUGAAAAGGUUCUUGUAAAGCACAGGAAGAUAAAGUGGUAAACUUCAGUUGUACCUCAUAACCUUGCUGGGGGGAAAGGAAAAAAACUGUAUAUUUUGGUAGUAGAAACUGACAGUUUGUGAAACAAACAUGACAUUCUGUGUUAUUUAAGUGGUACAAAUGAAAUAUGAGUUCUAACAGAAGAUGCAACAUUUGGUUAUCUGUAUGCCAUGCAAAGGUAUACUGCAAUAAAUGGCAUUUUGGCAAGAAAGUGCCUAAUCAC
Calidris pugnax (ruff) is the source of this 3086-nucleotide messenger RNA. It is a transcript of the gene SDC1, whose product is annotated as syndecan 1. Lineage: Eukaryota; Metazoa; Chordata; Aves; Charadriiformes; Scolopacidae. The record is from RefSeq and is a predicted model, not a curated record. The transcript is spliced from 4 exons. Gene Ontology annotation, biological process: cell migration. Bases 189 to 905 code for a protein of 238 amino acids. Gene Ontology annotation, cellular component: membrane; cell surface.